AUGGGUGCUGCUUCCGCCAUCUUGAUUGUCCUCAUCACCAUCCUUUUCCCUCCGAUCGGUGUUUGGGCGGUCGCAGGAUGUGGCGCUGACCUGUUUAUUAACAUCUGCCUUACGGUCCUUGGGUACAUUCCAGGCCAUAUUCACGCAUUCUACAUAGAAUACGUGUAUUACGACCGAAGGGAGCAGGCUCGAGAGGGUCGCUACGCUGCGCGCAGAGCCCCGGGUGUCUACAGCGAUCGUGUUCAGACCGGUGGCCAAGGCUACGGCACGAUGGCCCCGCCCACUGCUUAG
This is a messenger RNA of Neoarthrinium moseri, 291 nucleotides long. RefSeq lists its product as uncharacterized. The coding region runs from base 1 to 291 and encodes 96 amino acids. NCBI's taxonomy places the organism in Eukaryota, Fungi, Ascomycota, Sordariomycetes, Amphisphaeriales, Apiosporaceae. The transcript has 3 exons. The record is from RefSeq and is a predicted model, not a curated record. Gene Ontology annotation, cellular component: membrane.